Messenger RNA from Adineta ricciae, 3801 nucleotides. Lineage: Eukaryota; Metazoa; Rotifera; Eurotatoria; Adinetida; Adinetidae. The record is from the annotation of a GenBank genome assembly.
AUGGGAAAUCUUUUUAUUUUAGUUCUUCUUCUUUUGAUUUCUAAUAAAAAAUUAUUUCCUUUUUCAUUUAAUCAACCAAAUUUAUCUUCAACUGCAACUUGGAAUCGAAAUGCUAUUACUUUUACUAAUCAAUCUAUUGUUGAAAAAUGGCCCUCGACCAUUUUUAUCAGCACAAAUAAUACAAUCUAUACAAUUAAUCGAGAUGAAAAGAAGAUUUUAAUAUGGAAUGAAAAUAAUCUUAAUUUCACAUCUAUUAAUUUAAAUAAUUUCUCAUUUCUCUCAUCUUUUUACAUAGAGGUAUCAUCUUUAUUUGUAACAUUAAAUGGUGAUAUUUAUUUUGAUGAAGGAGAUGAAGAGAAUAGAACAGUGCAGAGAUGGAUUUCAGAGAAAGACGCUUUUGAAACUGUUAUGAAUAUAAAUUCAUCAUGCUCUCAUCUCUUUAUCGAUAUCAAUGAUAAUUUGUAUUGUUCAAUGAUCGAGAAUCAUCAAGUAGUGAAAACAAACUUGAAGAAUUCUUUGAUGACAUUGAUUUAUGUUGCUGGAACAGGUGAUAAAGGAUCCAAUUCUAAUCAACUUGCAUAUCCUCAUGGCAUUUUUGUUGAUGUGAACUUAGAUUUAUAUGUGGCAGAUCGUGGGAAUCGCCGAAUACAAUUAUUUUCAUAUGAAGAAACAAAUGCUAUUACAGUUGCUGGUAAAAGAUCUUAUAAGUUAACUAUUUCACUUGUUUUUCCUACUGGAAUUACGUUGGAUGUUAAUAAAUAUUUAUUUAUUGUUGAUUCUAAGAAUUAUCGUGUGAUUGGAGAAGGACCUUACGGUUUUCGAUGUUUAGUUGGAUGUUAUGGAAGCGUUUCUCAAACGAAUCAAUUGAAUGGUCCAAACGCUAUGAGUUUUGAUACUUUUGGUAAUAUGUUCGUUGUUGAUUCAUACAAUAAUCGAAUUCAAAAAUUCUCCAUAGAAAAUUCUUGUGAUUUGCCAUUUAAUCAACCAAAAUUGUGUUCAAAAUCAGUUUGGAAUCGAAAUGGAAAAACAUUUGCUGAUCAAUUAAUAGUUGGUUUAAAUCCUUAUUCAAUCUUUAUUGAUAAACAAAAUUCAAUUUAUUCAAUUAAUCGAGAGAAAAAACAUAUUUUACUUUGGAAUGAAAAUCAUAUUAUUCCAUCAAAAAUUAUUUCGAUUGAUGUUGAUAAUUCAUCAUCUUUAUUUGUUUCAUCAGACUGUGAGAUUUUCAUUGAUAAUGGAAUGAAUAAUCGAGUGGAAAAAUGGAUAUUUAAUAAAAAUGUAUCAAUUAAUGUAAUGAGUGUCUUUUCUUCUUGUUUUGGUUUAUUUAUUGAUAGAGAGAACUACUUGUAUUGUUCAAUGUCUAAACAUCAUCAAGUUGUUAAAAGAGAUUUUCAGGAUUCUGUCAUGGGAUGGAAUGCCGUCAUUGGAACAGGUGAUAAAGGUUCAACGUUAGAUAAACUUGAUCAUCCUCAUGGAAUAUUUAUUGAUACAGAACUCGAUAUAUAUGUUGCAGAUUGUGGAAAUGAUCGAAUUCAACGAUUUCACUCCGAAAAAAAGUUUACUAUUACAGAAGUAGGAAAUACAUUAUCUGCAAAGCAUCAAUACUCACUUUCAUGUCCAACAUCAAUUAUAUUAGAUGUUCAACAAUUUUUAUUUAUUGUUGAUUCAAAUAAUAAUCGAAUUCUUCGAUCAGGACCCACUAAUAUUCUUUGUGUGAUCGGAUGUAAUGGAAUUACUAUUAAAUCUACUCAGUUAUUCGUUCCAACUAGUCUUGCUUUUGAUAGUGUUGGGAAUAUGUUUGUUGUUGAUUCAAGAAAUCAUCGAAUUCAAAAAUUUGAAUAUUCACCAAAUUCUUGUAAUAUGUUCUCAGUUAUUGAAUGGACAAAUUCCUCAACAUUAACUGAAAAUAGCCAAAUUUAUUCACAAGUUUGUAAUAGAAAAAGUUAUUAUUAUCAAUCAUUUGUGAUUCAAGUACCUGAAAAUCGUUAUUAUUCAAUAUGGAGUAUUUCUCAAAUCGAUACAUAUGCUUUUAUUUAUGAAAAUAAUUUUGAUCCACUUAAUCCAAAUGAAAAUCUUUUGACAAAAAAUGACGAUGGAGGAUCUAAUAAACAAUUUAAAUUUCAACUUCCUCUUUAUAAUGACACAAAAUAUAUAUUAGUUGUUACAACAUAUUUUCCAAUGGAUACUGGUGAUAUUACAAUUCAUAUGUCAGGUGUUAAGAAUGUUCUUAUUACACGUCUUUCAACACUCGUGAAUAUUCAAUCGAAAUAUCCAUCAGAAUUAAAGAUAAGUAGUCGAAGAUAUUGUCGUGAUUAUCUCAAACGAAGUUAUUAUUAUGAAACAUUCGAAAUUAAAGUAAUGAAAACAGAUUUAUAUGUUAUUUGGAGUGAAAAUAAAAUAGAAACAUAUGGUUAUCUUUAUAAAGAUCAUUUUGAUCCAUUACAACCAUUUGGAAAUUUAAUUAAACAACACAGUGGAAAAUGUAAUCAAGAACAAUUGAAAUUCUAUAUUAAUCUUAAAGAAAAUACAAAAUAUAUCUUAGUUGUAACAACAUAUUAUCCAAAUAUAACAGGAAAUUUUUCCAUAUCUAUAUCUGGUCAAAAUCACGCUACUAUCAAAUAUUUUAAUUCUAAAGAACAAAGUUGUUCCGUUGGAGAUCGAUGUCAUUUUUAUUCUACAACAAUUGGUUUACCACUUGAUGAUAUUUUACGUGGUGAAAUUCAAUUAAAUGUUACUUUAUCACAUCAGUCAACUUCAAUUCAAAUAAGUUCUAUUUUAACUAUUUUAAUGUUUAUUGGUGGAUUAAUUAAUAGUCUAUUUUCUUAUUUAACAUUUCAAAAUAAAGAUUUACAAAAAACUGGUUGUGGAAUAUAUCUAUUUACAUCAUCAAUAACAUCUCUUCUAACAAUUUCGAUGUUUUUUAUUAAUUUUUGGUUUUCUCUUCUUAUUCAAAUCAAUGAUUUAACAAGUUUUUCUAUUCGUCGUAGUGGUUGUAUUAUUAUUGAACCAAUUUUAAAACUUUUUCUUUAUUGUGAUAGUUGGUUAAAUGCUUGUGUUGCUGUUGAACGUGCAAUACAAGUUUUAAAAGGUGUCAAAUUCAAUCAAAAGAAAAGUAAACAAAUUGCUCGAUGGAUUAUUUUCAUAUUACCAUUAUGUAUUCUAUUCAGUCUUCUUCAUGAACCUUUACAUCGUGAAAUGUUUACAUAUGAAACUGAAAUUGAUAAAAUUAAUAUUAGUAAAACCGAACAAAUAGAAAAAGAAACUGACAAAUCAGAAGAGAAUAAAACAUCAAUUGAUACAAUUUAUGAAAGUAAAACAAGUAAACAUGUUUGGUGUGUUGUUCGUUAUUCAUCAUCUAUUCAAUAUUAUAAUAUAAUUAUUUUAUUUUUUCAUCUUCUUAUUCCAUUAAUUGCAAAUCUAUUUUCAGCAUUAUUUAUUAUAUUUGGAUCUGCACGACAACGAUCUAAAGCACAAAAGAAUCAAACUUAUAAAGAACAUGUUUAUCAACAAUUUAUUGAACAUAAACAAUUAAUAAUAAGUCCAAUUCUAUUAUUAAUAUUAUCAAUGCCUCGUUUAAUUAUUUCAUCAUUACCUGGUUGUAUAAGAACAUCACAAAAUUUAUGGUUAUAUCUAACUGCUUAUUUCUUUUCAUUUACACCAUCAAUACUUAUCUUUAUUAUCUUUGUUGUACCUUCAAAUACAUAUAUGAAAUCAUUUCAAAAUUCUCUUAUGACUUGGCGACGUCGAAUGCAUCGAUUAUCUCCGGGUCUUCUAUUUCUUAAAUUUAAUAAGAAGACCAAAUAA